GACUACUUAUAACACUCCAAAAUUUUCCAUUUAAUACUUCUCUUUCAUUUCUUCAUACUACUCUGCUAUUGGCUCAAAAAUAUAUUUCUUCUACCUCUGCAAUCUCCGUCUCCUUCAAAUCCACCUUUCUCACCACUUUCAUCACCUUAAGGUCAGGGUUUGGAGUUGAAGGUACGGGGGCUAAUUGAUGGCGUCGAAGAGGAUAUUGAAGGAGCUCAAGGAUCUGCAAAAGGAUCCUCCCACAUCAUGCAGUGCUGGUCCAGUGGCAGAGGAUAUGUUCCAUUGGCAAGCAACAAUCAUGGGGCCUACAGAUAGCCCUUAUGCUGGAGGUGUAUUUUUGGUUUCAAUUCAUUUCCCUCCGGAUUAUCCUUUCAAACCUCCAAAGGUUGCCUUCAGAACUAAGGUUUUCCAUCCCAACAUCAAUAGCAAUGGAAGUAUAUGCCUGGACAUUCUCAAGGAGCAGUGGAGUCCAGCAUUAACCAUAUCGAAGGUCUUGCUGUCCAUCUGCUCUCUGUUGACAGACCCAAACCCAGAUGAUCCGCUUGUACCAGAAAUUGCUCACAUGUACAAGACUGACAGGGCCAAAUACGAAACCACUGCUCGUAGCUGGACUCAGAAAUAUGCUAUGGGAUAAUGCGCAAAAUCAUCUCCAGGCAUGUCUGGGACUUUUGUCACAGCAAUGUCUUGUUGUGCUUGGGGUGAAUGAAUAAAUUCCAUGAAAGAACUUAGUUUACUUCUUAAUCUCCCUUCCUGUGGGUUGUCAAGGGACCAGGUCUUUUCAAUUUGUGAAUAUCUAUUUGAUGACUAGCAAGGGAGAAACUGCAAUGUAAUUCUACUUUGUUUGCCAGUUUGACAUCUGCCUUUUCCCUAGUUAUGCUAAUUUGUCUGACAAAUAUGGUGAGAUCUCUUGAAGUUUGGGUUUGAUUCACAGUUGUCAACCUCAAAUCUCAUCUGGUACCACUGUUGAAAAUGAAAAUGGAGAUAACAAGCAAUUUUAUUAUUACAAGUA
Solanum dulcamara is the source of this 1009-nucleotide messenger RNA. RefSeq names its product ubiquitin-conjugating enzyme E2-17 kDa. Gene Ontology annotation, molecular function: ubiquitin conjugating enzyme activity. NCBI's taxonomy places the organism in Eukaryota, Viridiplantae, Streptophyta, Magnoliopsida, Solanales, Solanaceae. The transcript has 5 exons. The record is from RefSeq and is a predicted model, not a curated record. Gene Ontology annotation, cellular component: nucleus. The coding region runs from base 188 to 634 and encodes 148 amino acids. Gene Ontology annotation, biological process: protein polyubiquitination.